Molecule: messenger RNA, 474 nt
Organism: Ichthyophthirius multifiliis
Lineage: Eukaryota; Ciliophora; Oligohymenophorea; Hymenostomatida
Product: intestinal cell mak-like kinase, putative
Exons: 2
Biological process (GO): protein phosphorylation; intracellular signal transduction
Cellular component (GO): nucleus; cytoplasm
Molecular function (GO): protein serine/threonine kinase activity; ATP binding
Source: RefSeq, a predicted model, not a curated record
AUGUAAAAAUAUAAAAUAAUACGUAAAAUCGGUGAUGGUACAUAUGGCGAAGUCUCCGAAGCUUUAAACACUGAAACAAACAUGAAAGUAGCCAUAAAAUAAAUAAAAUAAAAAUUUUCAAAAUGGGAAGAAUGUUUAGACCUUCGUGAAAGAUAAAAAAUACCUGAAAAAAAUAUCAGAGAUAUAAUUUUUUAAAUUGCUAAAGGAAUUUCAUAUAUGCAUUAACACGGCUUUUUUCAUAGAGAUUUGAAACCGGAAAAUGUAUUAAUUUCUGAAGAUGGGAAAAAUGUCAAAAUUUGCGAUUUUGGACUUGCAAAGGAAAUUAGGUAAAGGCCACCUUUUACAGAUUAUGUUUCCACGAGAUGGUAUAGGGCUCCUGAGUUGCUUUUAAGAAGUAAACAUUAUAAUUCACCUGUUGAUGUUUUCGCUUUAGGGUGUAUUAUGGCAGAAUUGUAUAGAUAGGAACCUUUAUGA